AUGGCUGUUACCAUUUUAGUGAUGUUGUUAAUUUUCUACAUAUUUAGUAGGCAGAGAAGAAGAUUGCCUCCAGGCCCGUUUCCCUGGCCUAUCGUGGGAAAUCUCCUGCAGAUGGGAGAGCUUGUCCACCGUAGCCUUCAUGACAUUUCUAAGAAAUAUGGGCCAAUUGCUUCGCUGAAGUUGAGUUCUGUUACAGCAAUUGUGAUUUCUUCUCCUGAGAUGGCAAAAGAAAUGAAGAAACUCUGCAUGGUGGAACUGUUGAAUGCCAAAAGGAUUGAGUCCAUGAGAUCAAUGCGAGAGGAAGAGGUGUCUCUGGCUGUCCGAUCAGUGUGGGAGAAGAGCCGCCACGGCAAAGUUGCCGUCAAUCUUAGUCAGAUAAUCUCAUCCCUUGUACAGUCGCAGAUACUGAGAAUCCUUUGUGGCACCAAAUCUGACGAUCAACGUUUACAUUGA
Messenger RNA from Cryptomeria japonica (Japanese cedar), 453 nucleotides. RefSeq names its product cytochrome P450 750A1-like. The transcript is spliced from 2 exons. Bases 1 to 453 code for a protein of 150 amino acids. Gene Ontology annotation, molecular function: monooxygenase activity; oxidoreductase activity, acting on paired donors, with incorporation or reduction of molecular oxygen; heme binding. The record is from RefSeq and is a predicted model, not a curated record. Lineage: Eukaryota; Viridiplantae; Streptophyta; Pinopsida; Cupressales; Cupressaceae.